UGAUGUACCCCCUCCCCCUCCUCCUGCAGACCGCUGCUCGCUGACCUUUGACCCCCGAACAGCCAACGGUCACCUGUGUCUCUCUCAGGAGAACCGGCGGGCGGAGCACCUGAGCUCCGGGCCGCACUCCGUCCCUCUGGACGCGGCCCGCUUCGACCACACCUGGCAGGUGCUCUGCUUCCAGGGGUUCACGCAAGGCCAGCACUUCUGGGAGCUGGAGGUGUCCAAGCCCUGGGCCUACCUGGGGGUGACCUACGAGGCCAUCCCCAGGAAGGAGAAGGGGAAGAGGUGCAUGGUGGGAAUGAACGACCUCUCGUGGAGCCUCCAGCUGGACGAGCAUCAGAUCUCCGCGUGGCACGCCGGCCGCAGAGAGUCUCUGUCCGGCGCCUCGCAGCACCGACGCAUCGGCAUGCUGCUGGACUACGAGGCCGGGACGCUCAGCUUCUUCGGGGACGGACAGGUCCGCCUCCACGCCUUCCACUGCGCCUUCAGAGGGAAGCUGUUCCCCGCAUGCUGGAUCGGGGAGGGAGUCAGCAUCACGCUCUGUCUACCAUGAAUUGAGUAUGUUAGUUGCUUUGGAUAAAAGUGUCUAACAAGUGACAUGUAAUGUAAUGAACACCCACCAGCUUUCAAACACCCAGUACGUGCUUUGAAGCAGAGGAAGUCCACCUGUCCCCAUUAUGUCUUGUGAUGCCUUUGGUACCACGCUCCUCCUCCUAAGUUUGUUGAUUUAAUCAGCCAUUGGACAGUAAGAGCCAUGGUUUUAAUCCAACAAGUCCCAAAGGUUUAUUCUUCAUACUUCUAACCACACCACAGUAUUCAUUGCUUAGGAACUGGUUUAUAAAAACUUCCAACAUGGUUUUAAGCAGAACAACUGACAAAACGUCCCCCUGUUCCCAUCAUGUCUCACCGCAUGAAUAAUUAUUACUGUGACUGUUUUUAAAAACACACCAGGACUAAAUCCUUCUCCUCUCUUGUUUCAUAGCAUCUCUUGGACACGUUUAAUCAGCCAUUUCACAAGCUGUCUCCAAAAAGUCCACCUGGCUUUGGUUUAAUGUUCAAACCACACAACAAUAAUUACUGUUAUUAAAAGUCUUAAAUCUAGCUUGCCUUUAGCUGUAAGAACUAGAAGUAGAAAAAACUACUUAAUGUCCCCCUUUAAUUUGUAAUGCUGGAUUCAAUGCACCGUUAGCAUGUGCCUCGGGUCACGGUGAAUAUAAUAAAUAUGAUUCUAUCGUCCUGUGGAGUGAAAGCAACAUUGCUACUGAGAACACAGACCUGAAAACCACCUUUUUGUGAUCAUGAUCUGCUGUACUGCACAAAUGUUUGUAUUUUAAACCGUGCGUCUGUCUUUGGGGAAUCUGCUGUGGAUUUGCACGAGUCGUCCGGCCGUGGACGACGAACUUUAAGAAGGGAAAAGCACAUUUUCGGGGUUUGAUUUCGAAACACAUGAAACGUCACCCCUCUUCUGAAGCUGGAAUACGUUUGAUAUGAAAAUGCACUUAACCAGUUUUUGCUCUUUUCCAUCGCUGAUUGAUAUGUUAUGUUAUUUUAUUCAAUGCAUAAUAAUAAUAAUAAAAAAUGCAUAAAAAGUGUUUAAAUGAACAAAUUCGCAAUUUUGAUGGGUUUUCAGAUGUGAAAAUGAGUUUUCCACUAUUUUUAGGCACUUAUGAUACAAUUCUCUGUAUUCUCUUUUCUUUGAAUGAUUGUACAUACUUCUUUUUUACGAUACAUUCAGUGUUUUCUCCUCCCUGGUGCUUAAAAAACAACAAUUUCAUUUGGUUUUCUUCACAAGAAUGAUUGUGAUCGGGGACAUUGUGACAAAGAAUAAUGAGUCCUAGUGGUUGAGAGCGGGGGUUUCAUGAACUACGAUGUGUUGAAAGUGGGAUCAAAUAAAGACAACGUUGUGUUUCACAUGAAUCAAGAUCCAUUUAAUAAAAUCCAACGCAUACAGUCAUCAGUCGAGAUCAUGCUUUUUGUUUCUUGAGCCAUUGUUCAAUAAAUUAGUUUGAAAUAAAUACAGA
Molecule: messenger RNA, 2024 nt
Organism: Notothenia coriiceps (black rockcod)
Lineage: Eukaryota; Metazoa; Chordata; Actinopteri; Perciformes; Nototheniidae
Product: tripartite motif-containing protein 65-like
Exons: 2
Molecular function (GO): protein binding
Source: RefSeq, a predicted model, not a curated record